AUGGCGAAGGGCCGGAAACUGACGCAGAGCCGCAGCGAACGGUUGCUCGGAAGCUACAGCAGCUACAGCCACGCUCAUGACUCGCCGGAGCUCGGCGAAGACGACGUCUGGUCGAUGGUGAACACCGUGGACGAAAGGGAAGACCCCGAAAUCGAAAAUUCGCACGGAGAUUGGAGCCCACGCGCCUCCGCUGAGACAAACGGGGGCGUCUCGUCGAGGAGGAGCCGCCGAAUUGCAAGGGAAGAUGGCAACGUGGGUGGCCUGUCAUUGGCUUUUGACGAUUCCGGAAAAACGGCGUCAUCACCUAGGAUCGUGCACCAGUUCCGCGGACACGACAGCGUGGCGUCCCCACGUGCGCACCACAUGGCCACGUCAGCUCCCGUGAACGUGCCGGACUGGAGCAAGAUUCUCCGGGUCGACUCGGUGGACUCCCUGUACGAGUUGGACGAGGAGUUGGAUGGGAAUGACUCGGAGAUGAUCCCGCCACACGAGUACCUAGCGCGUGAGUACACGCGUGGCGCGACGUCAGUUUUCGAAGGCGUCGGGCGGACCCUGAAGGGCCGGGACAUGCGGCGGGUAAGGGACGCGGUGUGGAGCCGGACCGGGUUUGAUGGUUAA
Prunus armeniaca (apricot) is the source of this 618-nucleotide messenger RNA. The record is from the annotation of a GenBank genome assembly. NCBI's taxonomy places the organism in Eukaryota, Viridiplantae, Streptophyta, Magnoliopsida, Rosales, Rosaceae.